UGUUGAAGGGUGUGAGAGAGUACAUAAAUAAAGUGAUAUGUCACCAAAAGGUACAUACCAUCACGAAGUCUAGCACUGAUUUGUAAGUGAAGAAAACGUUGGGAAAAUUAACACGAACAAUUCGAAAUGAAUUCACCGCUACUGGCAUCAUUCUUGUUGAUGUUUUAUCCUUUGUUUAUUGAUUCAGCAUCAUUGUUGAAAGAUGAAUCUUCAUCAGUGGAAGAAACACUUAAAAGCAUACUUGACCAAAAUUACGAAUUCGUUCUCGCGGGAAAGGGUGAAGACGCGCUGAAAUUCUACACUGAAGACUGUGUAUUAAUUAAUCAAGGUUUACCGGCAAUAAUUGGCAAAACUGAUUUGUUAGAGCACUUCCAAGGCGAGGAUUUGUCAAUUAUUAAAAAGAUGAACGUUUUUAUUGACAACGUUUAUGACAAGGGAGACAUUGUUACUCUUAGAUACCACGUGACGUCGCAUGGUGAAGAUUGCAGUGUCCUUUCAACUGUCCGAGUAAUCAUCGUUUGGAAAAAAGAUCGAAGGCACAUACUUGAUUCACAAUCUUGUUUCAAAUGUGCGAGAGAACCUCUGUCCGCCGACGUCAUGAUUGUUGAACUAAACAUUGGAGAAAACAAGAUCCUACAAUUAUUUGUCAUAUUUUGUAGCCUGAUUUUCUAGAUAAAAUGAGCUUUGUAGACCAUAACCGUUGUAGUCUUUCAUUUUGAAACAUCUUUAUUACAAAAUGUUCUUGUCUCCGUUUAAA
Xenia sp. Carnegie-2017 is the source of this 757-nucleotide messenger RNA. RefSeq lists its product as uncharacterized. Lineage: Eukaryota; Metazoa; Cnidaria; Anthozoa; Malacalcyonacea; Xeniidae. Bases 127 to 672 code for a protein of 181 amino acids. The transcript has 4 exons. The record is from RefSeq and is a predicted model, not a curated record.